AUGGUAACUUUAGAAACUAAUGCGUUUAGUGCUUGGUACACUUCGUCGGAAGAAACCGAAUGCGUGAUCGAUGCUCAGGACGUUUUUAAAGAAGCUCUAGCCGAAUUUUCUUCAGAGGUCUCGAAAGACAAAAAGAAGCAGCAGUGGAUUGUUGACUCCAGGUAUGGCAACCUCGAGAGCGUCCUCGCAUCUGUUGAAGAGGCUCGGACUUGCUACGAAGAACAAAAGGGCAAUUCAAAGCUUCGCAAGGCAUUAGUGCAGCUAUCGGAGAAAUUAUACAGCUACAGUAGUAUACUGGACGUGCUACUCCCGCAACAACCAGAAUACUCGACGUUAGCCUACGGUGCUAUGAAGUUUCUUCUUCUCGCGGUCAUGAACCAUCAUAAACUUCUUUCGCAGCUCUGCACCGGGCUCAAUGGCAUUGCACACAUUAUAUCGCGCACGCAACUUAUUAUAAGGCUCUACCCAACUCAGCAAAUCAGACAAGUAAUUGUUGCGAUAUACGUCCAUAUACUCAAAUUUCUCUUGCGGGCCCUCAAUUGGUACAGAGAGAGUAAAAUAACGCAUAUGUUACAAGCAAUCAAGAGGCCUACGGAGCUGCGAUAUGGUGAUCUUUUAGCAACUAUAUCGUCCCUAUCCGACACAAUGUCCAAGAUUGCUCUAGACAGCAGCCACGCUGAGCAGCGAGACAUGCAUGUAUGCGUUGCUCAAAUAAUGCAUGAGCAAAAGCUGACCCGUGAAAAUAUUACAAAUCUGAUGACAGCAGUUUCGGACAUUAAAAUUUCCAUGGUUACUGAGCAAGGCAUCAAUGCGUCGGCGAUAAUCGAGUUUCGGCAGAGGCUAUCUGAGGUCCAACUCAUGCAACUAUUAAGCCAGUUGUCCGUUGCUGGCCUUCCCGACCCUGUCAAGGCGUUUCAGUUGCUGCUAUUCAUGUCGAAGAGACGGCAGCCGAAAUCGUCGACCGGUGGUCAAGUACACGUGUCGACAAUCGACUUGCUGAAAUACAUUAUUUCACAGGCUGUCUCGGUUAACAAAAGCAUCCACACCGACGCGGCUUUAAUUCCUCGCCUCAUGGCUCACAUUGACGCCAAGUCGGAAGAGGACUGGAUUACUAUUCUUGCAUCAGUCCUCCAGGGUAUUCCACUUCUCUACAUCAUCAUUGACGUCGAAAUCUUAGGCCAAAACUUGGGGACAUUGACAGCAGAAUUCUGGCCAGCAGCAUUUUUAAGAAUGUUCUCCAAGCUCUCGGCACGCAACAUCGGAACAGUUGUCAAAGUGGCUUUGCGAGAGCUAGAAACCAGCGUUCCUCUCUUGCUGGGACAAGAAGAAGGAUUCGCCUGGAGGCCAUGUAUAGCAGACAAUAACUGGCUUACUACAGAGGACAUUCACCCACGACAGUUUCUAAGAGAGCUAGGAUACAUCCCCUAA
Messenger RNA from Trichoderma virens Gv29-8, 1428 nucleotides. RefSeq lists its product as uncharacterized. The record is from RefSeq and is a predicted model, not a curated record. The coding region runs from base 1 to 1428 and encodes 475 amino acids. NCBI's taxonomy places the organism in Eukaryota, Fungi, Ascomycota, Sordariomycetes, Hypocreales, Hypocreaceae. The transcript has 5 exons.